Messenger RNA from Candidula unifasciata, 2007 nucleotides. The record is from the annotation of a GenBank genome assembly. Lineage: Eukaryota; Metazoa; Mollusca; Gastropoda; Stylommatophora; Geomitridae.
AUGGCGUUGGCAGCUGUGAAUCCUGACCUAGCCCGUGCUAGAACACAAGCGACUUUUGAUCCCUUGUUGCUCACAUAUUUUAUUUACGAUGGACCCGAAAAGACUAAACGAAAGCGCUUCUUACAAAAUUUAGCCGUUAAGGAUUGCAAAGAACAGCGGUUUUGCCGCUAUGCUGAACUCAGCAGGGAAGAACAAUAUGAGGAAUCGCUGCGCAAGUCUGCUUUUGCCGUCCUUAGAAUUCGUCAACUGGGACUUGAAGAUUCAACUGAAAUACGUUUCUUUCGAGAGGUUCUCUUUUCUAGUGAGCCUCACCCUUUCGGCGUCCAUGAAGUCAUGUUUAUUCCAACAAUAGAAAAACAGAGCACCAAUGAGCAGAGAGCAAAAUGGCUACCACUUGCCGAAAGAUUUGGUAUCAUUGGAACAUACGCUCAGACUGAAUUGGGUCAUGGUACUUUCCUGCGAGGCUUGGAAACAACCGCCACCUAUGAUCCAAGAGCAAAAGAGUUCAUCAUCAACUCUCCCACUGUUACAUCAGCUAAAUUCUGGCCUGGUGGAUUGGGCAAGACCUCUAACUUUGUUGUUCUGAUGGCCAAGCUGACCUCUAAUGGUCGAGACUGUGGGAUGCAACCAUUCCUGGUACAAAUACGAGAUCUGGAAACACAUCAGCCUCUUCCAGGUGUGAGUGUUGGAGACAUUGGUCAGAAGUUUGGAUUCGCCGCUAUGGAUAACGGGUUCCUGAAGUUCAAUAACAUCAGGAUUCCAAGGGAGAACAUGCUGAUGAAGCAUUCCCAAGUCCUGGAGGACGGCACAUUUGUCUCUCCAAAGAACGAUCGCCUUCUCUACGGUUCAAUGACUCUGAUACGAUCUCAGAUUGUGGGCAGUUGUGGACGCUCCCUGGCCAAGGCUGUUACCAUAGCAACCAGAUACAGUGUUGUUCGCAGGCAGUCUGAGAUCAUUGCCAGGACUGAUGAGGUCCAAGUAAUCGACUUCCAGACCCAGCAGUACCGACUGUUUACCCUGAUAGCCUCGGCAUACGCCUUAAUUGUGGCCGGACAAGUAUCUACACAAGCUUAUCUCAGUGUUACCAAGGAGACUGAAUCUGGGGAUUUCGAUAACUUGCCAGUUCUUCAUGCUCUCUCGUCUGCUAUAAAAGCCUUCAGCUCCUGGGAGAUGAUGUUCGGUGUUGAGCAGUGCCAACUGGCAUGCGGAGACCAUGGUGUUUUAUUAGCCAGUGGCUUGCCAAAAAUCUACACUAAUGAAGUUCCCGCCUGCACAUACGAAGGGGAAAAUGUGGUUCUUUGCCUUCAGACCGCAAGAUUUCUCAUUAAGAGUUACAAUGCAGCAGAAAAGGGAAAACAAUUGCCCAGUUUAGCCCGCUUCCUGCAAGCACCCAAGGGAGAGAAGAAUAAGUUGACCAAGAAACUGGAGUUGGACCAACUUAUUGCAGCUUAUGAGCACAGGGCAGCUAGACAAAUUCAGGAAGCCAACGCCAGACUUCAGAGCCAUCUGAGAAGAGGAGUCGGUGCAGCGGAAGCCUGGAACAGAUCCUCCCAGUCACUGGUGGAGGCAGUUGUGGCUUUCUCUCAGGCGUUUAUAGUGCAGGCCUUCAUAGAAAAAGUCACCUCAGCAAAACUGGAUCCCUCCCUUUCUGCUGUCCUUGUUCAGCUGUGUCAACUGUACGCGUUACAAGGCAUUGCCAGCAAUUCUGGGCAGUUUCUAAAGGGAGGCUACAUGAGUGAUCAUCAGCUGGAGAUGGUGGAGAACAAGCUGUACGAGUUGCUGGCAGCUCUUAGACCAAACGCUGUGGCGUUAGUGGAUGCCUUUGACUUCCCUGAUAAGGUUUUGGACAGUGAUCUGGGGCGUUACGAUGGAAAUGUGUACGAGGCCCUUAUGGAUUAUGCCAAGCGUUCCCGACUGAACAAAACUCAGGUGCAUGAAGGUUUCCUCAAGUACCAGAAACCCUUUGUUGAUUUCCUGAAGUCUCAAGGAGCCCAGUCUAAGCUGUGA